Aspergillus lentulus is the source of this 1371-nucleotide messenger RNA. Its product is annotated as putative salicylate synthetase. Gene Ontology annotation, molecular function: isochorismate synthase activity; oxo-acid-lyase activity. The record is from RefSeq and is a predicted model, not a curated record. Gene Ontology annotation, biological process: L-tryptophan biosynthetic process. NCBI's taxonomy places the organism in Eukaryota, Fungi, Ascomycota, Eurotiomycetes, Eurotiales, Aspergillaceae.
AUGGUCCGCUUCGAACAGCAAAUAGUCCUCCCCGGAGCUGAGUUUCCCCUGGAGACCGCAGUGGCACUCGUGGACUACUAUAGCAAAAGCAACUAUUACGUCUACGAACGCGGUGAUAGGUGGUACCUCGGGCUUGGUGCUCAUGCAUCCCUAGUCCUCGAUCCAAAGGGACAAACCGCGACAGAAAUCGACAAAGAGGGACGGAAAGAGUCGAUCCCCAUAACCAACUCGCCUACGGACCAAAUCAGACAGUUUGCCUCCAAAUACUCCAGCCAUGGAAAAAUAUUUGGGCAGGUCGGUUUCAACUAUUCUGCGCGCUGUUCAGGCCAGGCCUACGUGCCAAGUCGGUGGCCGAUGCUAAGCCUCAUGGUUCCCUGCGUGCAAGUCAGCAUAGAUCGUAAUCAGAUUAUAGUCACAGGAUACGCUGAAAAUGAGGUCUGCGAAGUUAGCAAGCAUAUCAAAGGCAGACUCGGAACAAUCUCCAUGGACAAUAUAUAUCACCCAUCCAAGCCCCAUGGCGCGAUUGACCUCACAGUGAACGCAGGCGAGUACAAAGCCCGCGUAGCCAACGCAAUUACAGAUAUUGCUGAGGGCAGAUAUACCAAGGCUAUUCCGUCCAGGAAAGUUCCCUUGGAUUUUCGGGUCGAUAUGCUAGCGACUCUCCUCCACGGCCGACGAGCGAACAAUCCUGCACGCACAUUCUCGCUUAACCAUAUGGGCAUGCAGGCGACCGGCUUUAGCCCUGAAGUUCUUCUCUCCAUCGAUGACGGGAAUGUCUAUACCGAAGCACUAGCCGGGACCCAGCGUUCGGAAUCGCCCGAGGCUAGCCUUGAUCCAUUCGACAACAAAUUACAUAACGAUGCCAAGGAGGUUAUGGAACAUGCCAUUGCAAUCAAGGGGUCCAUCCGUCGGUUGAGCCAGGUGUGCCUUCCUGAGUCAAUCUUUAUUAAAGAUUUCAUGAAAGUUAUGCCGCGAGGAAGCGUGCAGCAUCUCUUUUCCCAUGUGUGUGGACGUCUGGGAUCAAACUACGACGGCUGGGAUGCUCUACCGGCUCUUAUAGCCAAUAUCACCGUCCCUGGGAUGCCGGGACAGGGGAACCUGGAGGCAAUUCGGUGCUUUGAGCCUGAGCCCAGGGAUCUCUACUGUGGUGCGGUGCUUAUGCUGGAUGAGUGCUCAAAACUCUUCGAUGCGACGCUGGUUCUUCGCACAGUGUUCCAGGAUGAAGGUAGGCAGUGGCUACAAGCUGGGGCUGGAGUCACGAAAUACUCAAACCCAGAGCGUGAGUUUGCCGAAACAUGCGAAAAGUUGGAAAGCGUGGCGCCGUUUGUGGUGACCCAGCGUGAUUCAGUUCGAGGAAAAUCAAUUGCAUAA